This is a messenger RNA of Spodoptera littoralis (African cotton leafworm), 1005 nucleotides long. The record is from the annotation of a GenBank genome assembly. Lineage: Eukaryota; Metazoa; Arthropoda; Insecta; Lepidoptera; Noctuidae.
AUGGUUGUAGCAAUAGGAUUUGAAGGCAGUGCUAAUAAAAUAGGCAUUGGUAUCGUUAAAGAUGGAGAAGUGCUAUCUAAUUGCAGAAGAACUUACAUCACACCGGCUGGAGAAGGUUUUCUACCCAGAGAAACGGCAGAGCAUCAUAGACAAAAGAUCCAUGAAGUGCUAAAGGAGGCUUUAGAACAGUCUGGCAUAACGCCUGACAAGAUAGACGUAGUCUGUUACACUAAAGGUCCUGGCAUGGGCGCUCCGUUGAUGGUAUGUGCUAUUGUAGCCAGGACCUGCGCAAAAUUGUGGAACAAACCAAUUCUUGGAGUUAAUCACUGCAUUGGACACAUAGAAAUGGGUAGACUGAUCACAAAAGCGAACAACCCUACAGUUCUGUAUGUGAGCGGUGGCAACACACAGGUGAUAGCUUAUUCCAGGAACAGGUACCGGAUAUUUGGAGAAACCAUUGACAUUGCCAUGGGGAACUGUCUAGACAGGUUUGCAAGAGUGUUGAAAUUAUCUAACGCGCCAAGUCCAGGAUACAACAUAGAGCAAGCUGCCAAAAAGGGAACGAAGUUCUAUCAGCUUCCUUAUUGUGUGAAAGGUAUGGAUGUCAGCUUCUCAGGCAUACUAUCGUACAUGGAGGACAAGAUAGAUGAUCUCCUGAAAACAUACACGCCUGAAGACUUGUGCUAUUCUCUGCAAGAAACCACAUUUGCAAUGUUGGUGGAAAUCACUGAACGAGCAAUGGCGCAUUGCGGUUCUGAUGAGGUACUGAUAGUCGGUGGUGUUGGUUGCAACGAACGCCUGCAAGAAAUGAUGGGAGUAAUGUGUGCGGAACGGGGAGCCAAACUAUUCGCCACAGACGAACGAUUUUGUAUCGACAACGGUGUAAUGAUCGCUCACGCAGGCGCACUGGCGUUCCAAUCAGGAGCCAGAAUGGAUUUCAAAGAAUCAACUAUUACGCAGAGAUAUAGGACCGACGAUGUCUAUGUUACGUGGAGAGAUGAUUAA